Crotalus tigris (Tiger rattlesnake) is the source of this 8247-nucleotide messenger RNA. It is a transcript of the gene CENPF, whose product is annotated as centromere protein F. Gene Ontology annotation, cellular component: spindle pole; nucleus; chromosome, centromeric region. Gene Ontology annotation, biological process: metaphase chromosome alignment; mitotic cell cycle; regulation of G2/M transition of mitotic cell cycle. The coding region runs from base 289 to 7722 and encodes 2477 amino acids. NCBI's taxonomy places the organism in Eukaryota, Metazoa, Chordata, Lepidosauria, Squamata, Viperidae. Gene Ontology annotation, molecular function: dynein complex binding; protein homodimerization activity; transcription factor binding. The record is from RefSeq and is a predicted model, not a curated record. The transcript has 16 exons.
UUUGCCUUUAGCCAAUCAUCUCUCGCUUUUCGAAUUCCUAGCCAACGAGAUUUGAAAAACAAUCCAGAUUGCGCUGUUCGGAGGAUUUCUAUUGGUUCAACCGAAGAACGCGAGGCAAGAUUAUUUUCAAUUACUGACCAAUCGUUCUCGGAUAGCUUCGGCUUCCCGAAGACUCGAAGGAGAAAGUGGCAAGUUUGAAUUCGCAGCGGCGCUCGAGGAAAAUAAAGUGAAAAAGAGCUUGGAGCGUUGCUGGAUUCUUCGUGGGAAAGGAGAGUGAAAUCUGGUGACAUGAGCUGGGUUGUGGAAGAGUGGAAAGAGGGUCUUUCCACCAGAGUCCUUCAGAAAAUUCAUGACCUUGAAAGUCAAGUUGAGAAAUUUAAAAAGGAACGUCAGCAAAGGCAAUUUCAACUGGAAUCUCUGGAGGCAGCUUUGGAAAAACAGAAGCAGAAGGUUGUUAAGGAAAAAAAUGAAGGUGCAACCUUGAAGAGAGAAAAUCAGAACCUGAUGGAACUUUGUGAUAACUUAGAGAAAAACAGGCAGAAACUUUUUCAUGAACUUCAGAUGAAAGAAUCAGAAAUUAACUUUCAAGAAGGACAACUCAUUUCAAGCAAGAAACAGGUUGAAAGUCUAGAGCAAGACCUUAAAAGAUACAAAUCUGAACUGGAAAGACAACCAAAGACCUUUGGCAGUGGAAAUACAUCUUUUGAAAACACCCCACAGAGAAUCAACACUGGCUCUCCAACAGCAAUCUACAAUGAUUCCAAAAUCAAAGACCUUCAAAGAAAAUCUUGCAAAGAAAUUGAAGAAAGAAAAUACCUGGAGGCAGAACCAAAAAGCAUGACAUCUCAGAAGAAAACUAAUGCCUUGCAUUCAGAAGGUAAUAUAACUCGCAGAGAAAUUGCCCGGCACCAAGCUUCCUCAUGUGUAUUCUCAUGGCAACAAGAGCAAACUCCCAGCCACCUUUUGUCCAGCCAUCGAGAAACUCCUCAUAGCAAUGGGUCAACCAAGUCACAAUUUCCUUUGGAAUCUGCAGUAACUCUUAAUCCUAAUGUGAUAAAAUUAACCAAGAAAGAUUUCAUCAAUUGCAAUGUCUCCAACAACAGCCAGGACUCUUCAGCCAUUGAGCAACUGAAAACUCAAAAUCAAGAGUUAAGAUGCAGAAUUCAGGAACUAGAAAAUAAAUUACAAAUUCAGACACAAGACGUGAAAGCCAACGUAAUGAAGCUUCAGGAUACUCAUCUGCAAGUGGAAAAUAUGCAGAUGGAAUUAACUGAAAAAGAGAAAACUCUGAACAAGGCUACAAAUGAAAUAAUUAAAAUUAGAAUACAACUGAAUCAAACGACUGAUCAGCUUACAGCAAAAGAGAAAAAGUUCAGAGAACUCUCAAACGAGCUAAACUGUCAGAAGCAAAAUUUUGAAAGUGUGCAGUGUGCUUCACAACAGAAGAUUAAGGACAAGGACCAAGAGAUUCUCACAACAAAACAGCAGUUUGAAAAAAAUGCCAAGGACUAUGCACAGAAAUUGAGUCAACUUGAACAGGCUCUACAAACAAUGCAGUUGAAGGAAAAAGAAUUGAAAGAAAACUAUGAGGAAAUUAAGAAGCAAAAUAACUUUCUCAGCUGCCAGUCCGCUGAACAUCUGCAAGAAAUUUCUCAACUAAAAGAAGGACUCUGUAGCACUAAACUAUCCCUACAGCAGAGUCAGCAUUUUGCUGAAGACCUGAAAAAUAAAAAUUGCUCACUUAAAAAAGAAUUCAAAUUGCUUGAAGAAAAACUGAACAAGCAAGAUAAUUCUGUCAGUUUAGAAAAAAUGAGCCUUGCUGUUUCUGAUGUUGAACAUGAACACAAUUCUCUCCAGCAAAUUCUCAAGGACAAAGAAAAUGUAAUUGAAGAGCUCAAUAAGAAACUGGAAAACACGGAAACUCUGCAGAAAACUACUUUAGAAUGUAAAGACCUUAAAAAAGAGAUUAUGAUUCUUUCUCAGUGGAAAAAGAAAAGCAAACAACUCUUGAAUGAACUAGAUUUAGAAAAAGAAGAAUUAAUGAGCAAAAUACAGAGUUUGGAAAAUGCUUUAAAAGCUGAGCAACUUAAACAUCAGGAGAAGGAAAUUGCUCUCCAAGAUGAACAUGAACAAUUUAGUGAACAGCUGAACAUUUUUGAGCAGGUGGUAAAAGAUAAAACAACUGAACUAGAGGCACAAAGAAAAGCCUAUAGUGACCUCCAGCAAAGAACAGCAAUGUCCGAGGAAAAACUACAGAAAGAGAGAGAAAACAAUUCACUGAAAUUAUUUGAGUUCACUAGAGAAAUGGACAUCUUGCAGAAAAGGCUCGACUCUGAAGCAAAUGAAGGGUUAAAAAAGGAGAAAUGUAUUGUCUCACUUGAAACAUCCUUAGCUUCUUAUGUGCAGUUAAAUGCAUUCCUUCAGAAACAGGUUGAAGAACUGGUCCAAACCAGAGAUGAAAUGGAAAGAUUAGCUGAAAAAGAAGACCCAAAGCAACAGAUCUUCAUUCAGGAGAUGGAGCAGCAUAUCAGUGAAUUACAAGAAACAGUUUUCCAAAAGGAAGGCCUACUUUCCAAAGCAUUAGCAGCUCUUGAAGGAAAAAACGAGAAUCUACAAAAGUUGAUUGAGGAAUCAAAUAGGCAACAAACAGAGAUUCAGGAUUUGAAAGAGAGCAAUGUGCUGCUUAAGGAUUUGAUCCAGCACCUAAAAGUCAUGGGCUUAAAGGAAACAAAUGUAUCUACCAAAAUAUUCUCAGAACGAGAUGAAACUGAAGGACUUCCAAAUGAAAAUUCCAUGUUUGAAAAUACUGUCAAUAUUUUGGAAGAAAAAGUCUUAAACAUGGAGCAAGAAAUUUCCAAAAGUUUUAGAGAAUGGAGGGAAAGCCUUUUGGAGUGGUCACAAGGAAAGCAAGAAGCGAGCUUAUUACUGCCAGAAGCUGAUGAAGAAGUAGAAAGGAAAAGUACAAAGGAAGAUUAUUUAGGAAGUAUAAGGAAUCGGACUUGCCAUUUGAAGGUACAAAAAGCCAUAUCUGAUAUACCAAAGAAACCGCUUAUGAAUAAAUGUGAGCAGUUGCAGACUAAGCCAAUGUCCUUGGAGAAGAAAAAGAAUAAUUUGCUAUGGCAACUUGAAAAAAAUCACUCAGUAUCUGAAGAAACUAAUAGUUUAAGAAAGGAGGAAACAGGAGAAAAUAAUAGGCGCCCUUCUGUAAAUAUCUUGCUGCAAACACUGAUCUCAGAAAUGAAAGUAAGUGAACAUGCAGCACUUGACUUUGUUUUAAACGAACCAGCAUUAGAACAGCUGAGGGUAUUUGUAGAAGAAAGAGAGAAUGAAGUUAAGAAGUGUCAGGUGAAGCUUGAACUGCUUCAAAUGGACCUUGAGGACAGAGAAAUUUCUUUAGAAAAUUAUGCUGAUCAGAUAAAGGACUUGGAGAUGAUAUUGAGAAUUAGGGAGAUAAAAAUGGAAGAAAGUGAAAUGGAAAAAGAGAAGUUGCUGCAUAAAUUACAAGCACUUAAAGAUUUGCAAAAUUCAGCCUCAAAGAUAACAGAGAUCAGUGAAGAUGACCAAUCACCAAUGUGUUUCAGUGCUGUAAUCAAGGACAAUUUUAACCUACAGAAAGAUGCCAAGUGUUCAUCACUUCCUCAUGAUCUGAUGCCCAGCCAAAAUGAUUAUCUCCAAUUAGUAUCCUCCCUACACAUGACAAUGAGCAAGCUAAAUGAGUUGGAGAAAAUGUGUGAACACCUGCAGAAAGAAGACUCAGCAUUAGCAUCACAGCUGAAAGACUCACAGUUGGAAUGCAUCAUAAACACAGAUAUUAUGAGAAAAGAAUUAAUAGAAAAAAUGGAUAGGCUGAAAGUAAAGACUAUUUCUGUUUCUGAUAAAUUAAAAGAUAAGAGUAAAAUGGAAGCACAAUCUGAUAUGAAGGAAGUCCCCUUAAUAACUCCAGAGGGUUAUAUGCAAUUUGAUUACGAAUAUUUGAAAUUAAUUAACAAAGAAAUCAAAACACAGUUGAAUGAAAUCAAGGAAAAGAUCUUUUCUUUGAAAAAAGAAUAUGAAAUUUUAUAUGUUCAAAACCUGAAUGUGGCCUUUGAAUUGUCAGAGUUGGAAUCCUGCAAUGAGAUGCUUAAAGAUAAAACUAUUGCGUUGCCAAUAUUCAACAAAGCCGAGCUAGUUUCUUUUCCAGUACGGAUGAUGCAAAGCUCAGUCAAUAAAGAAUUUAAAGCAUAUGGAAAAUUUUGUAUGGAAACUCUGUAUGAUCGUGAAGUCUUCUCCCAUACAAAACGAAUGUUUAUGGAGUCUGAUUUGGAAAAUGGUGUGUCAUCAAAUGAAGUGGGACGACAAAUUGAUCUGGAAGAUUCUUUUGAACAAUUUAAUAUUGCUGAUGAGUUAUAUAGCGAUGAUGCCUGGGCCUUUCUCACUAAACCAAUGGCUAUGUCCAAACAUUUUCAAUGUGAAUAUUGUGAACACUCCUUUAAGGUGCUUAAGGAAUCAUUUAGAUCUCAGAAGAUUCUGGAAAGUAAGGAAAUAGAGAAGAUUCAAGAGCUGCUCCUUUCUGCAAAGAAGGAAGUAGAUGGUCUACGAAAGGGCAGUAUAUCUGGCAAUGACCACUGGCAACAAAAAAUUCAUAAAGUGAUCCUGCAAGUGGUUUCUGAACUUCCAGCUGAGAAGAAACUUCCUAAGCUGUUCUCUCAGAAACAAGGAGAACUACAAGACCUUGAUUUAAGUUUUCAUCCAAUAAUUUGUGCUGAUGCUGGCCAACCAAUAUCUGCUAAUCAACCGCCUAAUCCCUUAUGCUAUUUGAAAAUGGAUAGCUUUCUUGGGGAAAGCCUUGGACUAAAAGCUAUAAAUGAUCAAGCAGUAAAAAUCUAUGAAGCAAACAGAAGACAAAAAAGUUCUGCAUAUGUAGCAAAUAUAACAUCUACAGAAAAAUACUUCCCACAUAUCAAUAAAGCAAAUGACCGAUCCAUACAUUCUUCAAGAUGUCCUCUAGAGUCAUCCUUUUUUCCUUCAAAUAUCAGCACACACAUGUUGGGAAACUCCAUGGAAAACCAGAAGGCCACUGAAAUGCUUUGGUUAUCAAUAAAGAAAGCUGGUAAUAACAAUUCUAAGCUUUUCCACAAUGUAGAGGAAAGCAACAAAAUAAUUAACAUGGAAGUUCAGUAUCUGCAUUCAGAUUUGAAUUCAAAAAAUACAGAGUUGACUGAAGAGGUUGCGUGUGCGGAAUGUAACAAAAGAGCUGUGGUUCUUGAACAAGAAAAGGAAGACUUGAAUGAGGUCCUCCAAACAGUACCUUUUGAUACACAACAAUUAUCUUUUAACUUUAUGACUCGUGAGCUAGAACUGAAUAAGGUAAAAUCGGAAUGGGGAAUGUAUAAAAGCAGAUUGCCUGAUGCAACACAUACUUUAGAAGAAUUACAAAUGAUCAAAGCAGACAAUACCCAGAAGCUUUUUGAAGCUGAAACUGAACUGAGCAGGAUAAAAUCUGAGAAAACAAAUUGUGAAACUUAUACCUUGGCCAUGGAGACAGAUACUGAAAAGCUUUUAUCAAAAAGCAAGCGGUUGGAGCAAGAAAAACAAAUCAAGAUAAAAAAUAUUUUUGGCCUUCAUGAGCAGCUAAAGAUUAUCACUGCAGAGAGAAACCAAUCCAAUCAGACUACUUUGCUAAGGGAUAAAGAAGUAUUGGAUCAGCUGUGCAGCAAAAUGGAGAAGAAUAUAAAAGAGUUUGACUCAAAUCAAAUGGAUUCUAUUGAAUUUAUCAAAGUAUUGAAAGCAGAAAGGAAAACCCAAGCAAAAUUCCUUCCAGCUGCUAAGGCCGCAAAGGAUCAAUUAUCAGUUGAAAAUGUGUGCUAUGUGGUGCAGUUCCAGAAUCUGGACAGAGUUAUGAGGGAUCUCAUGUUGGAAAAAGAGGCAGCAGAAAUUCAAAUCAAAUAUCUGACUGACGCAAGAGAAGUGACCCUUAGAGAAUAUGAAAUUUUACACAGCAAGCUAAGCAUAUUUGAAGCCAAAAAUGCCAAGAUAUCCAAGUCCUUGGAAGGAUCACUAGUAGAAAAAGGUGAACUUGCAGCAAGGCUAAAUUCUGCACAGGUAAAAGCAGAUCAGUUGCGACAGGGCAUUGAAAAGCUGAAAAUAAAAAUAGAAUCUGAUGAAAGGAGCAGGCAUUAUCUGGCUGAAAAGUUGAAAGAAAGUAAUAGAAAAGCUGAUGCUCUCACAGACAAAAUUGAAUAUCUGGAAAGAGAAUUAUAUAUGUCAGAGGAGAAUUUGGAAGAUGCAAUUCUUAGAAUGGAGACAGCUAAAGCAGAGACUGAAAUAAUAAAGACUGACAUAGAAAGAAUGUGUGUGAGGCAACAACAUUUAGAAGGUGAAGCCGAAGUCUUUAAGUUAGAGAAAGAGACUCUAGAGAAAGACUUGAAAGAAAAACAAGACAAAGUAACUAGUUUAGAAGUUACUAAUUCUACAUUAAUAAAUCAACUGAAAGAUAAUGAAAAAGAGAAGGUGCAAAUUAGAGGUGAAUGUGAAAAUGCAUUAAGAUUGAUGGAAUCACAGCUAAAAAAGCUCUGUGAAGAAAUUAAACUCCUUUAUAGUGAGAAAGAAACUUUCAAAUCAAAAGAACAGGAUCUCAUUUGUGAAAUUACUUCUCUCAAACAUGACAAUAUGCAGUUGGUUGGUUAUCUGCAAGAAGCACAAUCCAGUAGCUCUACUGUAGAGCAGUUGAUGAGAGCUUUCAUCCAGGAAUUACAAAGCUUCAAGCAAACACUGAAUGAAAAUGUUUCUGAGCCAUUGCUCCAAAAUGAAUCUUUGCAAGCUAUCCAAAAUGACCUACAGGUGUCUUUCAAACCUAUCGAAGAAAAUCUAGAAGUCACACCAUGUGAAAAAGCCAUCUUUGAAAAGGCAAACAGCCUAAAUCAAAUUCUUCAACUCAAAGAAGAAUAUGAUUCUUUCUGUCAUUCAGUUCAGUUGUGUUUGAACGCCUAUAAAAUUCUAAAGCAGGAAAAAGCAGUAAUGGAGAAGCAAAUUUGUGAACUUGAAACUCAGAUGAAGAUGAUUGCUCCACGUUUUCUGGUGGAUGUUGGUGCAGAAGAAAUCGGGUUGGAGCUAGAAGAAUUGAAAGAAUCAGUUGAGGAGAAAACCAAAGAGGCAAAUCACAAUUUGGAAAAAUAUUGUGCACUGUUAAUUAAGCAUGAUAAAUUAGAAGAAGAAAAUGAGAUGCUAAGGACUCAGGUCUCGCUUUUAAACACUUGUCUCAAGCGGUUAUCAAAUGACACCAGUUCCUCUCUCAGAAGUUUUCAAAACCCAGUGGAAAUCAACGGGCUUCUUACAGAAAGAGCAGAUGUGCCUAAGAUCAUGAAGAAGGGAGAAAGAUGUGAAGAAAACAGAAUCAAUGAAUACAGCUGUCCUUGCAUUUCUCAUCAAGCAUCCUUAGAACCAAGAAUGGACUCCUGCCUUUUCAGUCCUAGCUUGAAAUCGCCAACAUUUAUUGAUAACUCACAAAUAACAGAGAAGGUUAAGACAGAGAAUCUUAAAACAACAGCAGAGGGCAGCAGACUACAAAAGAUGAACCAUGAUCAAGUUGAUAGUUUGGAUCAGGAUUUUAUUCCCAGAUCUCCCCUUUCCAUCUCUAGCCUGUCAUCUCAAAAGGUUGCUGAACGACCUACCAACCAUCUUGAUAUAAGAUACUUUCCAAGUACAAAAGAAAAUGAUUUGGACAAAGCCUGCCAUGUACAAUGAACCAGGACUGGGUUGGUGUUAGACUUGAAAUCCCAGCAGCAAAGAAUGAUUCAGAAUGAAAUGCUAAGAAUGUCUUCAUAAGCUUCUUUAAGUCCAUAUCUGAUGCAAAGGAAGAAUCCUAUUUACGAUUGCAUGGGUAACAAAAGGAAGCCAUGUCUGAUCCUAGGAGCUGGGGUGGCAUAGUGGUUAGAGUAACACAGGCUUAUUUUGUCCACUGCCAGGAGUUCGAUCCUGACUAGCUCAAGGUUGACUCAGCCUUCCAACCUUCUGAAGCCAGUAAAAUGAGGAGCCAGACUGUUGGGGGCAAUAUGCUGACUCUGUAAACUGGCCAGAGAAUGCUAAAAAGCACUGUGGGGCAGGUAUAUAAGUCUAAGUGCUAUUGAUAUUGCGAUCCCAACAUUCUGGGAUAUGCAUCUAUAAGGACAUAUUUGUAGCCACAAAAGGUUUUUACAAGCUAUGAGGUUUUGUAUAUAACAGUAAGUUGUGGUUUUCUAUGUGUACCUGAAUAAAGGAGCUUGAAGAAAA